Ctenopharyngodon idella (grass carp) is the source of this 1314-nucleotide messenger RNA. RefSeq names its product rho-related GTP-binding protein RhoU. Gene Ontology annotation, biological process: small GTPase-mediated signal transduction. Bases 355 to 1122 code for a protein of 255 amino acids. Lineage: Eukaryota; Metazoa; Chordata; Actinopteri; Cypriniformes; Xenocyprididae. Gene Ontology annotation, molecular function: GTP binding; GTPase activity. The transcript is spliced from 3 exons. The record is from RefSeq and is a predicted model, not a curated record.
UUUUGAGGAGAAAAUACCUUUCUAUUGUUUCCUCCAACUUCUCUGUUCUCUCCUCCAUCGCUGGGAGGAGAUGUGAGGGUCAGUGAAACGCAACACUGAGCGCAUGUGUCGAGUAUUAAUCCUCUUACUGCAGCAGAUGCUCGUCUGUCAAUCAACCUGACGCGGGUGCGCGCGCUCGAACUUGACUUGAGAGCGCGAGAGAAAGAACACAGCAGGUGCGCGAGGGAUUCCGCGCUAUCAUUUAACGAUGCAGGAAUGGUAAAUAAAGCAGCUUUUUUACACAAUCAGUGUGUUGACAGCGGCCAUAGGCUUGUUUUGCACCACUAAAGUUGCAUUUGUUUACCGGAAAACGCAAUGCCGUCGCAGGAUGAGGCUGCGCCGGUAAAUGAAGACGAUCACCCGCCUCCGGUUCCACCGCGAGCGACUCUUCCGCGAGACUCCCCGGCGUCCGUGGCCGUAUCUGAGCGCAGGGUCAAGUGUGUGCUGGUCGGGGAUGGAGCGGUGGGUAAAACGAGUCUGAUCGUCAGCUACACCACGAACGGAUAUCCGACAGAACACAUUCCCACCGCCUUUGACAACUUCACAGCAAGAGUUGUGGUGGAUGGAAGACCAGUUCAACUUCAACUGUGUGACAUGGCAGGACAGGACGAGUUUGACCGCCUUCGUCCUCUCUGUUACCGUGACGCUGACGUCUUCCUGCUCUGCUUCAGCGUGGUCCUUCCAUCCUCCUUCAGGAGCGUGACGGACCGCUGGGCCCCUGAGGUUCAGCGCCUCUGUCCGGGCGUUCCCAUCAUCCUCGUGGGCACCCAGUGCGACUUGCGGGAGGAUGUCCAGGUGCUGAUCCGACUCGCAGACGGCCAGGAGAAACCGGUGAGCAGCGACGAGGCCCACCUGUGCGCCCGGAGCAUCGGUGCCGUGACGUUUGCAGAAUGCUCUGCUCUGACACAGAAGAACCUGAAGGAAGUGUUCGACGGCGCCAUCUUGGCGAGUAUGAGGCAUGCGGAGCAGGCGGCAUGGCCGAGGAUUCAGACGCUGAGAGAAAAAACUCCAGAUAAAAUCAAACAGCUCUCAGAAACAUGGUGGAGGAAACUGAGCUGUGUUCAGAGCUUUGACCUUCAGUGAUGCGGAAGUUACGUUACACUGGUGGGUUUGAGUUGCCUUUCUUGCUGAAGUCAGAUGCUUACAAUUUAAAAUGCAUCCUUAAAGUCAAGAUGAAAUCGGACUCACAAACCCAUUUUACUGUGAUGUAUUUCCAAAUUAAACAGGAUAUUCAAUGAGAAACAAUGUAGGACAGGAUUAGUUCACUUCAGAAUG